UCCGCCUGGCGAAGGAGUUGAGGCAUGGCCUUGUUCUCCAGCUGAGAGGACGAUCGUCCUUAUAGGAGAGCCCGAGUCUCGGAGGGCAGUUUCGGAGGUCUGGUGCUAGGUGGGGGAGGCGGCGCGGCGUCGAUGACGACUUCCUUACAUCGCCCCGACCCCCUCCUUCUCUUGUUAACUUCUGUGCAUUGUUGCCUGUCUGCGCUUUCCAUCUCCAAAACCUUUGCUCUCCUCACCCCGUUUUCCCUUUCGAUCACUAGUCUGGGUUCGAGGUGAUUGUGUGUCUCCAUAAUUGACCUGGUUGCCCCCGGUUAUCCCAGAAGUCAAAGAUGAUAGAGAAAAAGGGAAGAGCGAGGGGUUUAUCUCAUGUUCUCUGUGUCAUACUCCUCUUCCCCUGUCCUUCCUGGGUGAUCUUUAUCCUUCCCAGCAUUGUUCUUUCUUAAGUUAAGCACCAAGGAAGAGGGCAACUGCUUGGGUGCUGUUGGCACUCCGAAGCAGCUGCAGUGGUUCGAGAUUGCCAGUGGGACUAGCCAAGGGAGCUGCUGAGUGAGUGGUUUUCGAGAACGCUCUAGAUUCUGGCAACAGUUAGGCCAGAUUAUUGGAAAUGGGGUUGGGACAGAGUUGUGGGUAGUCAUAUGUGUUCUAAUACUGAAGCAGAAUUGACAAGAAGGUUCUAGAAGUUUGGAGCCCUUUCCUUAUCAGCUGCAGGUUAAUCUGACCCUUUUGUUCAAGAUGUCUACAGUGCCCUCAGUCUCAUUCCCACAUACUUUAUAUCUUCAUACCAAGCCCGUUAUGUCUUCAGGCUGGGUAAUUUGAGGUGGUGAUGUAGAAUUAGUUCAUGAGAUCUGAAAUCAGGAUUCUGAGAUUUUUACUAUCUGAUGAGUUGGAAAUGUAAGAAGUACUCGGAGGCCAUGAAUAGUUAUCAAGCUUGAGGGCUGUUACCACAGCCAGUGUCUCAAGUUCCUGAUCUGUUGGGAGCUGGGGGGCCUGACAAAGUGUAAUAGGCCCCUGGGAUAUCAGAGAAGCCAGGACACCAGAGUCCAGUCUCUGUUCUUAAUUUUGAGCUUUCAUGUUGUUCCUACUUCUUUCUAGAUAUUUAAAGUUAAGCAUCAUCAACCCUUACACAUCAUUAAAGAGCUGCAAUGGGAAACAAAAUUUCUCCCAGCGCAGACAGAGCUUAAAUUAAUUGUAGAGAGUUACUUGGAUUUGGAAAGAGUUCAGUGGUCCUUUAUAUUAUAAAUAGGGAUUUGGCCAUAGGUAAUUUAUUUAUUUAUUUAUUUGUUUUUUAUUUUUAGAGACGGAGUCUCUGUCGCCCAGGCUGGAGUGUGGUGGCGCCAUCUCAGCUCACUGCAAGCUCCGCCUCCUGGGUUCACACCAUUCUCCUGUCUCAGCCUCCCCAGUAGCUGGGACUACAGGCGCCCACCAUGCCCGGCUAAUUUUUUUUUUUUUUUUUUGUAUUUUUAGUAGAGACGGGGUUUCACCGUGUUAGCCAGGAUGGUCUUCAUCUCCUGACCUCAUGAUCCUCCUGCCUCAGCCUCCCAUAAUGCUGGGAUUACAGGCGUGAGCCACUGCACCCGGCUGGCCAUAGGGAAGCAGAGACUUUCAAGGAACAAGGAAAUGCAUACUAUGCCAAGAAAGAUUACAAUGAAGCUUAUAAUUAUUAUACAAAAGCCAUAGAUAUGUGUCCUAAAAAUGCUAGCUAUUAUGGUAAUCGAGCAGCCACCUUGAUGAUGCUUGGAAGGUUCCGGGAAGCUCUUGGAGAUGCACAACAGUCAGUGAGGUUGGAUGACAGUUUUGUCCGGGGACAUCUACGAGAGGGCAAGUGCCACCUCUCUCUAGGGAAUGCCAUGGCAGCAUGUCGCAGCUUCCAGAGAGCCCUAGAACUGGAUCAUAAAAAUGCUCAGGCACAACAAGAGUUCAAGAAUGCUAAUGCAGUCAUGGAAUAUGAGAAAAUAGCAGAAACAGAUUUUGAGAAGCGAGAUUUUCGGAAGGUUGUUUUCUGCAUGGACCGUGCCCUAGAAUUUGCCCCUGCCUGCCAUCGCUUCAAAAUCCUCAAGGCAGAAUGUUUAGCAAUGCUGGGUCGUUAUCCAGAAGCACAGUCUGUGGCUAGUGACAUUCUACGAAUGGAUUCCACCAAUGCAGAUGCUCUGUAUGUACGAGGUCUUUGCCUUUAUUACGAAGAUUGUAUUGAGAAGGCAGUUCAGUUUUUCGUACAGGCUCUCAGGAUGGCUCCUGACCACGAGAAAGCCUGCAUUGCCUGCAGAAAUGCCAAAGCACUCAAAGCAAAGAAAGAAGAUGGGAAUAAAGCAUUUAAGGAAGGAAAUUACAAACUAGCAUAUGAACUGUACACAGAAGCCCUGGGGAUAGACCCCAACAAUAUAAAAACAAAUGCUAAACUCUACUGUAAUCGGGGUACGGUUAAUUCCAAGCUUAGGAAACUAGAUGAUGCAAUAGAAGACUGCACAAAUGCAGUGAAGCUUGAUGACACUUACAUAAAAGCCUACUUGAGAAGAGCUCAGUGUUACAUGGACACAGAACAGUAUGAAGAAGCAGUACGAGACUAUGAAAAAGUGUAUCAGACGGAGAAAACGAAAGAACACAAACAACUCCUAAAAAAUGCACAGCUGGAACUGAAGAAGAGUAAGAGGAAAGAUUACUACAAGAUUCUGGGAGUGGACAAGAAUGCCUCUGAGGACGAGAUCAAGAAAGCUUAUCGGAAACGGGCCUUGAUGCACCAUCCAGAUCGGCAUAGUGGAGCCAGUGCUGAGGUUCAGAAGGAGGAGGAGAAGAAGUUCAAGGAAGUUGGAGAGGCCUUUACUAUCCUCUCUGAUCCCAAGAAAAAGACUCGCUAUGACAGUGGACAGGACCUAGAUGAGGAGGGCAUGAAUAUGGGUGAUUUUGAUCCAAACAAUAUCUUCAAGGCUUUCUUCGGCGGUCCUGGCGGCUUCAGCUUUGAAGCAUCUGGUCCAGGGAGUUUCUUUUUUCAAUUUGGCUAAUGAAGGGCAACCACCCAGAACCCAGAAAAUGCAGAUUCACUCAGUUUAAUUUUGAAUGUGGAAACAGUUCACCUCCUCCCUUCAUCACGUCUCCAUGUACUUAGAGCAGUUUCGUUUUCUCAGUUGGAUGCCCUGUGUCUCUGUGAGUGGGUUGGAGCAAAGGGAACCAAUGCCGAAGACCACGGGCAGGGGAGGGAGGCGGGGUGGACAGGGAGGCAGCUUGUGAAUUUUUGUUUUACUGUUUAACUUUAUUAAAAAAGAAAAAAAAGAAGAGAAUAAAAUGUUUUGACCCUUUCUGGCCCUUUGCUCUGG
Molecule: messenger RNA, 3308 nt
Organism: Piliocolobus tephrosceles (Ugandan red Colobus)
Lineage: Eukaryota; Metazoa; Chordata; Mammalia; Primates; Cercopithecidae
Gene: DNAJC7
Product: DnaJ heat shock protein family (Hsp40) member C7
Exons: 14
Coding region: 1680-2996 (438 amino acids)
Molecular function (GO): protein binding
Source: RefSeq, a predicted model, not a curated record